AAAAUGUGCUGGCCAAUGCAUGUCGGACCUCCUCUGCCAUGGUACUCCAUCAAAGUAUGCUGUCACAAACUUCCUAGCCUAGAUCCCAGCCCCUGAGAGCGGCCUGGAAUCAAGGCUACAAAUUUCCAUGCAAGUGCUUGAUACCGAUCGACCCAGUACCACAGGAGUUUUCUGAAGAAGUUGAUUUUCAGCAUGCCUUACCAACCAAAGAGUGUGUUUGCAACACUCCCCCGUACUCAAAGGGGGAUGCCCCUGAUCAUUAAUGGAGACCCGAAGGGCCAAAAUAUUCUCUACUGUAACGGAAAUUCUGUGAUCAUCAGAAAUGUCGAGAAUCCUGGUAUAUCUGAUGUGUACACUCAACACUCUGUGGAGGCCACAGCUGCCCGUUACGCCCCCAGUGGCUACUACAUCGCAUCCGGAGAUGCAUCCGGUAAGAUUCGUAUUUGGGACACGACUCAGAAGGAGCACAUUCUCAAGUACGAAUACCAGCCCAUUUCCGGGAAGAUAAAGGACAUUGUGUGGUCUCCUGAUAGCAAGAGAAUUGCCGUGUGUGGAGAAGGAAGAGAGAAAUUUGGCCAUGUGUUCCUGUGGGACUCUGGUAGUUCAGUGGGGGAGAUCACAGGGCACAGCAAGUUUAUCAAUGCCAUUGAUUACCGCCCCGUGCGGCCAUUCCGUGUGGUGACUGCUGGAGAGGACAGGAAUGUAGGCUGGUUCGAGGGGCCACCAUUCAGAUACAAGACUGCAAUGCAGGGCCACACUCGUUUUGUGAACAUUGUUCGUUUCUCUCCUGAUGGUGAGCUCGUCUGCACUGGAGGUGCUGAUGGCCAAGCCUUCCUCUACAAUGGCAAGACAGCAGAGAAAGUUACUAGUUUGGGUGGAGACAAGGCUCACUCUGGAGGCAUCUACUGUUUGAGCUGGAGCCCUGACAGUAGGCAAGUGCUCACUGCCUCAGGGGAUAAGACCUGUAAGAUGUGGGAUGUGGAGACUAACAGUGUUGUGACUGAGUUCAAGAUGGGCAGCCAAGUUGAUGACCAGCAGGUAAGUUGUCUGUGGCAAGGCAGCAACAUACUCUCUGUCUCCCUCUCUGGAUACAUCAACUACUUGGACGUCAACAACCCUGACAAGCCACUCAGGGUCAUUAGGGGUCAGCAAAAGAAUCUGACUGCCCUAUCCACAUCUGCUGACCGCUCCACUAUUUACGCAGGAAGUUUCACUGGCAGGAUUAGCUAUUGGAAUGUUGAAAGUGGUGAGGUGGACCUUGUGUCUGGGCAGGCCCACACCAACUGCAUCAACACCAUCCAGGCUACACCCGACAAGGUAUACUCUCUCGGACUGGACAAAAGCUUUAAAAUCAUCCAAGCUGCCACAAAUGAGUUUGAUGCCCAAAGUCUGAACAUCCCUGACCGAGACCCGUCUGGUCUAGCUGUGGGGCGCGAUGGUCUGGCUGUCAUCACUACUAACCUCGAUGUCCUUGUGGCCAGGGAUGGCACAAAAGUCUCGUCCCUUUCCGUUGAUUAUGAGCCUGUCUGUGUUGCCUUCCACCCCUCUGAGCCUGAGGUGGCUGUCGGAGGAAAGAACUCCAAGGUGUAUGUUUACACUGUAAACGGUGACACCCUUUCUGCAAAGACAACACUCAGUGUUGGGGAACAGAUCACAGUUAUUGCAUAUUCCCCCGAUGGAAAAUCGGUUGCCAUAACUUCUGGCAAAAGCAUUGUUGUGUUCGAUGCUGCCAACUAUCAGGAGAAGAAGAGACUCGUCUUUCACUCCGCACGAGUCAUGUCUCUAGACUGGUCGCAAGACUCCUCCCAGAUUGUAUCCGGGUCAAUUGAUACCAGCAUCAUUGUCUGGGACCCAGUCAAGGGUGAAAGAAUUGAGAUGAUCAAAGGUGCCCAUCCUCUUUCUAUCGUGUCCGGAGUUUGUUGGAUUAACGACAAGCAGUUUGCAAGCUGUGGCCAUGACUGUUGCAUCAGGAUCUGGGAACAAGCAUAGGACGUUGAAACUCAUGUUUAUUUUAACUGUUUUAGCUUUGUGACGCUUCUAAAUUCAUUGUAGAUUAUCCAGCUUUUAUAGUCUAGUAAAUUACAUUCGUUUAAUAUUGUGAACAGUAUAGUUAGUGUGUGUCUACUGUACAUUGGAGUGAAUACCUAG
Messenger RNA from Halichondria panicea, 2148 nucleotides. RefSeq names its product WD repeat-containing protein 1-B-like. Gene Ontology annotation, molecular function: actin filament binding. NCBI's taxonomy places the organism in Eukaryota, Metazoa, Porifera, Demospongiae, Suberitida, Halichondriidae. The record is from RefSeq and is a predicted model, not a curated record. The transcript has 15 exons. Gene Ontology annotation, cellular component: cortical actin cytoskeleton. Bases 193 to 1989 code for a protein of 598 amino acids. Gene Ontology annotation, biological process: locomotion; actin filament depolymerization.